AUGUGUCAAGGGGCAGAGGGUAAGUGUGACAAUGGAGUCAUGUGUCAAGUGGCAGAGCGAAAGUGUGACAAUGGGGUCAUGUGUCAUGUGGCAGAGCGAAAGCGUGACAAUGGAGUCAUGUGUCAUGUGGCAGAGCGAAAGCGUAACAAUGGAGUCAUGUGUCAAGUGGCAGAGGGUAAGGGUGACAAUGGGGUCAUGUGUCAAGUGGCAGAGGGUAAGUGUGACAAUGGGGUCAUGUGUCAAGUGGCAGAGCGAAAGUGUGACAAUGGAGUCAUGUGUCAAGUGGCAGGGCGAAAGUGUGACAAUGGAGUCAUGUGUCCAGUGGCAGGGCGAAAGUGUGACAAUGGAGUCAUGUGUCGAGUGGCAGAGCGAAAGUGUGACAAUGGGGUCAUGUGUCGAGUGGCAGAGCGAAAGUGUGACAAUGGAGUCAUGUGUCGAGUGGCAGAGCGAAAGUGUGACAAUGGGGUCAUGUGUCGAGUGGAAGAGCGAAAGUGUGACAAUGGGGUCAUGUGUCGAGUGGCAGAGCGAAAGUGUGACAAUGGAGUCAUGUGUCGAGUGGCAGAGCGAAAGUGUGACAAUGGAGUCAUGUGUCAUGUGGCAGAGCGAAAGUGUGACAAUGGAGUCAUGUGUCAAGUGGCAGAGCGAAAGUGUGACAAUGAAGUCAUGUGUCAAGUGGCAGAGCGAAAGCGUGACAAUGGAGUCAUGUGUCAAGUGGCAGAGCGAAAGCGUGACAAUGGAGUCAUGUGUCAAGUGGCAGAGCGAAAGCGUGACAAUGGAGUCAUGUGUCAAGUGGCAGGGCGAAAGUGUGACAAUGGAGUCAUGUGUCAAGUGGCAGGGCGAAAGUGUGACAAUGGAGUCAUGUGUCAUGUGGCAGAGCGAAAGUGUGACAAUGGGGUCAUGUGUCAAGUGUCAGAGCGAAAGUGUGACAAUGGAGUCAUGUGUCAAGUGGCAGAGCGAAAGUGUGACAAUGGGGUCAUGUGGCAGAGCGAAAGCGUGACAAUGGAGUCAUGUUUUCAGUGGCAGAGCGAAAGUGUGACAAUGGAGUCAUGUGUCAAGUGGCAGAGCGUAAGUGUGACAAUGGGGUCAUGUGUCAUGUGGCAUUGCGAAAGUGUGACAAUGGAGUCAUGUGUCAAGUGGCAGAGUGAAAGUGUGACAAUGGAGUCAUGUGUCAUGUGGCAGAGCGAAAGUGUGACAAUGGAGUCAUGUGUCAAGUGGCAGAGCGAAAGUGUGACAAUGCAAACAUGUGCCAAGUGGUAG
Messenger RNA from Mya arenaria, 1257 nucleotides. RefSeq names its product protein psiQ-like. NCBI's taxonomy places the organism in Eukaryota, Metazoa, Mollusca, Bivalvia, Myida, Myidae. The record is from RefSeq and is a predicted model, not a curated record. The transcript has a single exon. The coding region runs from base 1 to 1257 and encodes 418 amino acids.